ACAAUGUCUGUUUCACUCACUGCCACCACGCCCGCCAAUGCUGCCACCACCAUAGCAACGGUGGACCACCACAGCCCAACCUCACCUCCAAAAUCACGCCCCCCGGACCCCGCUCUGGACAUCCAAAACCAGCACCAGCACCCGCACCUCCACCACUCCGCUGCCACACUCAAUCCGGCCUCCGAGCCCUCGUACGUUAUCAGCACCGACUCGGGCGACAAGCACGCGCCCCCGCGAUUCUCGCACGACAUGGAGAGACAUGCGGGAGCGCCGGAGAAAGGAGAUGAUGUGGCCGAGGACGGGAGUGUGAGGAGUUCCGUCGAGGGGAGUGGGAGGAGGCCGGGAAAGGCUGGUGUGUAUUAUAGGAAGUAUAAGCCUUUUGUGCACCUGUUUAUCCUUGCAGUAUUCACCGGGUACGUUGCCUUCUCCCCCCCCUCUUCCUCCGGUAUUUGCAGCAAUUCCGGGACUAACGAUCUGGGCGAACGGGAUGGAGUAGAUGGUGGAUAGCAUCUCUCGUCCUCCACCGUCACGACAAGAACUGGGUCAUCCCCUUCCUCCUCUGGCUCAUGAUAACGCUGCGCAUCAUAACCCUCUGGUUGCCGGCACGCCAUGUCCUGCGUCCCUGCAAAUUCCUCUGGUCCAAGACCGUAACUCCGGUGGUCGCUGCGAUCCCCCCGAGAUUCCGCCUGGCGGCCGGCGCGAUAUCGGUAAUCUCGAUAUUCCUGCUGGGCGCCUUCGCCAGCGAGGAAUCGCUCAACAACACCCGCGACAGCCGUGCGAUAUCCUUGUUCGGCCUACUGGUAUUCGUGGGCAUCCUCGCAGCAACUAGCCGCGACCGACGGAAGAUUCAAUGGCACACGGUUCUCGUCGGCAUGCUGAUGCAAUUCAUAGUCGCCCUCUUCGUGCUCCGCACGGGCGCGGGGUUCGACAUCUUCACCUUCAUAUCCGAGCUCGCGCGCUCGCUGCUCGGCUUCUCGCGCGACGGGACAGCGUUCUUGACGUCCCCGGAUGUGGCGAAGCUACCGUACUUCCUCAUCGGCGUUCUCCCGGCCAUCAUCUUCUUCGUCGCCUUCGUGCAGCUCCUCUUCUACUGGGGCGUGCUGCAGUGGUUCAUCGGAAAGUUCGCCGCAUUCUUCUUCUGGAGCAUGCAGGUCUCGGGCGCGGAGGCGGUCGUUGCCGCCGCGAGUCCCUUCAUCGGACAGGGCGAGAGCGCGAUGCUGAUUCGCCCGUUCGUGGCGCACCUCACGCAGGCGGAGAUACACCAGGUCAUGACCAGCGGCUUCGCCACCAUCGCCGGUAGCGUCCUUGUAGCGUACAUCGCCAUGGGCGUGAACCCCCAGGCGCUGAUAUCCUCCUGCGUGAUGAGCAUCCCCGCCUCCCUCGCCGUGUCGAAGCUGCGCUGUCCGGAGACGGAGGAGAGCCUCACGGCGGGAAAAGUGGUGAUACCGGAGGACGAGAACCCCUCCGUCAAUGGCCUCCACGCCUUCACGGAGGGCGCAUGGCUGGGAUUGAAAAUCGCCGGCAUGAUACUGACGAUCCUGCUCUGCGUCCUCGCACUCCUCGGCCUCGUGAACGGACUGCUAACGUGGUGGGGCCGGUACCUCAACAUCAAUGACCCACCGUUAACGGUGGAGCUGAUCGUGGGUUACAUCUGCUACCCGAUAUCCUUCCUCCUCGGCGUCUCGCGCGAAGGCGAUGACAUAUAUAAAGUUGCCCAAUUGAUUGGAACGAAACUAAUUGGUACCCCCUUAAACCCCCACACACGCGCUUCUAACUUACCCCAUCUAACGUGAUCCCAAGCGAACGAAUUCGUUGCCUACACCCGCCUUCAAUCGGAUCCGGAGUUCCAAACCCUCUCCGACCGCUCCCGCCUCAUCGCCGUAUACGCUCUCUGCGGCUUCGCCAAUAUCGGCUCGCUGGGGAGCGCGAUUGGCGUGUUGUCCCAGAUCGCCCCGAGCCGCACUGGCGACGUCUCCCGGCUCGCGCUGAGCGCUUUGAUCGCUGGCGCCAUUUCGACCUUCACUAGUGCCAGCGUUGCGGGCUUGGUGGUUACUAACCAAAAACAGCUCACAGCCUCCCCCCCCGGGUCCUAAUAUUCCGCCCCACCCCACCCCUCCCCAUUUUCUUUGUCAACUUACUGUAACGCUUUUUGAUUUUUCUUUCUUCUUUUAGGGAAUUCAUUUAUUCCCCCCUUAGCUCGGUUCUCUCUCUGAAUUUAAGGCACCGGACUUGCUCAUUGGUGGCGGUGGUGGUGGCGGCCGCGAUGAGCGUGGUGAGGAGAUGGUGUGGAGGAUGGAUGAAUGGAUGGUUGAGGGGAUGGAUGGAGAAAACUUUGUACAUGAUUUGGGAGACUUAGAUGUCAACGCUAUUACCCCGGUGCUCGGGCCAUUCUGGUUCAUCUGCCUUCACUCGAGCAGGUGCAGGUACCGUACGCACCGGCGCCGCCGAGUGAGGGCCUAUGACGGCUGGGCACAGACUCCCCAUAAUUGGCGCAUUUAG
This is a messenger RNA of Tuber aestivum (summer truffle), 2499 nucleotides long. Lineage: Eukaryota; Fungi; Ascomycota; Pezizomycetes; Pezizales; Tuberaceae. The record is from the annotation of a GenBank genome assembly.